UAACGACAUAGAGGAACAGGAUGAAGCUCGGGGGACGCCUGGUAUUUUUUCUGUCGCUCGUGCUUACCUUGCGUGACGUCAUUGCCUUGGAAGAGGUCCUACCAGAAGAUGAUGCUCCUGGAUUAGAAGAUAUAUUUAAGACCAACAAUGUAUCAUAUGAGAAUUAUCCAAUACAUUUCGACUAUCCUUUACCAAAAUGGCUUCGUGGUGUAUUGGUCAGAAACGGGGCUGGGCAAUUGGAAAUGGGAAGGAGGAAAUAUUUGAACUAUUUUGACGGGUAUGCAAAGCUACACAGUUGGACUUUUCCCGGAAACGGAUCAGCCUUUUUUUCCGCCAAAAUGAUAAUGUCGAAAUCCUACCUGUCGUCCAUCAAGAAAAAGGACAUCGAGCCUUAUUUAACCUUCAGGGGUGUCAAUCCAACUUUUGAUGAAGCCGACAAACUUGCUUGGAUGUUUCUCAAUAUGGAUGACAUGAACGUUAAUGUAUUCCGGUAUGCCAACAGGACGGUCGCCAUCAGUGACCUGUGGUUUGCCUAUGAAUUCGACCUACAGACAUUGAAUACUUUAGGAUCCAGGAGUCCGCUUAUUCCUCCGUCAAAUUUUUCCAAUAUUGGCAAAAAGAGCGAAAUGUCAUCUGCUCAUCCAGUUCCCGAGUACGGGACGUCGUCACGGUUUGAAAUCCUCAAAACACUAAGUCUAAUUCCUGGAACCAAAAACCGGAUGAGCGUGGUCCGGAUAACGUCCCUAGAUACCACAGAGAUGGUGGCUGAGUGGGAGACGGAGAAAAGUCACUACAUGCAUUCGUUCUCUGUCACACCAAACUAUGUCAUCCUGUUCGCCGCUCCGUACACCAUCAGCAUUAUGAAAAUGAUGGAGACCUGUUCAGUAGAGGGUGGAAUGGUUUGGGAUGGGAAUGCCAACACCACCAUAUAUAUUGUGGAGAUCAAGACAGGAACGCUGCACACACUACAGACGGAGAACGUCUUCGUCACUCAUCAUAUAAAUGCUUUUGAAUUACCAGACGGUAGAAUCGUGUUGGAUCUUCCGACACAGAAAAAUCCUUUCGCUUUUAAUUAUUUCGACUUUUCAUAUAUUUUUAAUAAAACAGCUCGGAUGAAUAUUAUAUCAAUGCCCAUCCUCAAACGAUAUACCAUUGAUAUUCACAAAAAAUCUGUGUUGAAAAAGACAUUCAAGAAUGGACCUAAAGCUCCCUGCGCAGGCGCACUUGAAUUGCCGGUGAUUAACGAGAACUACCGCCACUUGAACUACUGUUACAUCUACGGUCAUGUGAUAAACUAUAACGGGAAGGGUUUCAGUCGCAUGGCUCUCGUCAAAAAGGAUGUGUGUGACGAAGCCAGGGACCUGAUGUAUGCCGCACCCCACCAGUACUUUACAGAGCCUUGGUUCGUCCCCAACCCCUUGGGCAAGGAGGAGGACGACGGCGUGUUGAUGACGUCAGUAUAUGAUGGGGACAAGAGAGCGAGUUAUCUUCUUAUCCUCGACCCUAAAACAAUGACAGUCAUUAACCGAUCUUACAUGCCUACACAAGUACCUUUCAAUUUUCACGGAAGGUUUUUCGACAUCGCAUAAUAAUUUUUCGACAUCGCAUAAUAAUUAACGCAAUGAUUAAACAGACGGCGUCGGAGCAAACUGUUCGUCACAUCGACGUGUUUCCUAUAAGUGUUCUGAUAUUUCAUAUAUUUAUAUUUCCAUUGUACGGCUUGAAAUACGUAAACCAAUCAAAUCAAGAUGCUGGUAUGAAAACAUAUACAAAAUGAUAGUAUACGUGAUUUACGGAAACUGUUCGGGUUUUUCCGUCAUAAUUCUCAAGUACUCGCCGAAAAUAACAUGUCGAGUCAUCAUCUUUUGACAGAAAUUCACGGACAGUUUCCUAUUGAUGUUUGUCGCCCUGACGAAGAUGGUAACUGCAGGAAACGUUAUUUUGUUUCCGUUAAAUGGCAAUUUAGCAAAACGGUUUGUUCAAAAUGUAUUAGGAUGCAGGGGAAGGCAACAAGCGAUACAACAGUAGAUUUCUUUAUUCAUUAUUUAAGUGCAUCUUUGUUACAUUAGGAUGGUAUAUAAGACUGUUCCAACAAAAACGUUCCCAUGAUGCACCUUAUAGCAUGAUU
Mizuhopecten yessoensis (Yesso scallop) is the source of this 2128-nucleotide messenger RNA. RefSeq names its product beta,beta-carotene 15,15'-dioxygenase-like. Gene Ontology annotation, biological process: retinal metabolic process; carotene catabolic process. Gene Ontology annotation, molecular function: carotenoid dioxygenase activity; beta-carotene 15,15'-dioxygenase activity. NCBI's taxonomy places the organism in Eukaryota, Metazoa, Mollusca, Bivalvia, Pectinida, Pectinidae. Bases 21 to 1589 code for a protein of 522 amino acids. The record is from RefSeq and is a predicted model, not a curated record. The transcript has 2 exons.